UUCGUUAGAUUUCUCCAGUUUAACGUGUUGCCUAGAAAGCAGUAGUUGUUUCUCCAACAAAAUGAAAUUCAUUAUCCUUGCCUGCCUGGUUGCCGUUGCUGCAGCCUGUGUCCGAGAUGACAGUAACGGACAACCAGCCUGCAAUGCCGAGGAAUUGUCCCAAGUAUACUGGAGAAACAAUUGGGACCCUACUGCCUACUGGCAAUGUAGCACCCUUAACACCGCAGCCACUGCCGUCCGAUGCCCAACCGAAGGAAUGUUUGACCCUGUCUUGCUCACCUGCGUUAACUGGGCCGACUGGGUUUGGCAAGAAACCUGCAAGCCCCCAAGUGCGCUGUGAAAGCGAGUCUGAAAUUUGUUCUAAAGAAAUAUAUUUGCAUUUGUAAGUGA
This is a messenger RNA of Armigeres subalbatus, 390 nucleotides long. RefSeq lists its product as uncharacterized. Gene Ontology annotation, molecular function: chitin binding. The transcript is spliced from 2 exons. The record is from RefSeq and is a predicted model, not a curated record. NCBI's taxonomy places the organism in Eukaryota, Metazoa, Arthropoda, Insecta, Diptera, Culicidae. The coding region runs from base 62 to 340 and encodes 92 amino acids.